AUGGGCGCCUCCGCGUCCAGCUCCGGCGAACGCCGCCGCCGCUGCGGCUCGGCGGCCAUCGUGGCCGACACCGUCAGCGAGCACUUCGACCUCACCAUCGACGGCUACUCCCACAUCAAGGCGAUGCUGCCCACCGGGAAAUGCGCGACGUCGCCGCCGUUCACCGCGGGGGGGCACGAGUGGUGCGUCGACUUCUACCCCAACGGCAAGCUCGCCGCGGCCGGCGACGCCGACAUGAUCCAGUUCUUCCUCCGCCUCCGCCGUGCCGCCAAGGCCAAGGCCGCCGCCGCGGCGGUGGUGGCGCAGGUCAGGUUCGACCUGCUCGGCGACGGCGGGAGCCCGCAGGCGGGCGUCUGCUCCGGCACCGGCAGGGUGCUGAGCUUCGCGGUGGACGGCAGGGGCCAGAGCAUGGUGAUCAGGAGGGACGCGUUCGAGCAGGCGGGCUGCGCCAAGGACGACCGCUUCACCGUCCGCUUCGCCGUGACGAAUUGA
Oryza sativa Japonica Group (Japanese rice) is the source of this 492-nucleotide messenger RNA. Lineage: Eukaryota; Viridiplantae; Streptophyta; Magnoliopsida; Poales; Poaceae. The record is from RefSeq and is a predicted model, not a curated record.